This is a messenger RNA of Penicillium atrosanguineum, 1107 nucleotides long. RefSeq lists its product as uncharacterized. The transcript has 2 exons. Gene Ontology annotation, molecular function: NADP binding; homoserine dehydrogenase activity; aspartate kinase activity. NCBI's taxonomy places the organism in Eukaryota, Fungi, Ascomycota, Eurotiomycetes, Eurotiales, Aspergillaceae. Bases 1 to 1107 code for a protein of 368 amino acids. Gene Ontology annotation, biological process: aspartate family amino acid biosynthetic process; L-homoserine biosynthetic process. The record is from RefSeq and is a predicted model, not a curated record.
AUGGCCAAUCCCAUUUAUCUCGGCGUUGUCGGUGUUGGCGGUGUUGGAAAUGCCUUCCUCGAGCAAUUGGGAAAAUUGCCCAAUGCGCCUCAGAUCGGUCUGCUGGCCCGCUCAUCGCAGUCACUGCUCGCGCCGACACCAGCAUAUUCACCUUGCAUUCCCGCCACGAAUUGGUCAGAUGCCGCAGCGACGCCAUCAUUAAUUAAAGCGAGCAUUCUUUCACCGGACGAGAUCGCGGCAUAUCUCGCAGCUGCCCCUGGUCGUGCGAUUCUCGUGGAUAACACGUCCGAUCUUGUUCUCGCACAGGCAUAUCCUGUAUUUCUCAAAAACGGAGUAUCUGUGGUAACAGCCAAUAAAAAAGGAUUCUCCUCGGAUAUAUCACUGUGGAAUGACAUCUUCGCAUCUGCAAACCAGGGAAAUGCAUAUGUGCACCAUCAGUGUACGGUUGGCGGGACCCUUCCGGUUCUCUCAACAUUGAGAGAUCUGAUCGCAACCGGAGAUGAGAUUACUCGAAUUGAAGGUGUUCUCUCUGGGACACUAUCCCUGCUCUUGGGGGAGUUCAUGCCUGCGUUUGGCACGCCCGAUGUGAAAUGGAGCUCUCUAGUUGCUCACGCUCGAGAGGCAGGCGAAACAGAACCCGACCCGCGGGAUGAUCUGAACGGUCUUGACUUUGCACGCAAAUUAACUAUCAUUGCCCGGGUCAUUGGUCUCGAGAUCUCUCGUCCGGAUGCAUUCCCGGUUGAAUCACUUAUACCCACCGAACUGGUCUCAUUGCAGUCCUCGUCUGAAGGAAUUGCCCAAUUCAUGAGGCAGUUGCCUGCUUAUGAUGACAGAAUGGAAAUUAUCAAAGAAGAUGCUCGGGAAAAGGGCAAGAUUCUGCGGUAUAUUGGCAGUAUCGAUGUGGCCACGAAAACUAUCAAAGUUGGGCUUCAGCAUGUGGAGAAGAACAGUCCUAUUGCCAAUCUCAAGGGCAGUCAGAUUGUUAGCAUACACACUAAGCGAUAUAGUGCUACACCUUUGAUUUUACAAGGAGGCGGAGGCGGAGGUGAGAUUACGGCAAUGGGUUUGAUGGCCGAUCUCCUCAAGGUGAUCGAGAAGUUGAGGUAA